This is a messenger RNA of Equus caballus (horse), 672 nucleotides long. It is a transcript of the gene RPL35A, whose product is annotated as ribosomal protein L35a. The record is from RefSeq and is a predicted model, not a curated record. Gene Ontology annotation, molecular function: structural constituent of ribosome. Gene Ontology annotation, cellular component: cytosolic large ribosomal subunit; ribosome. Gene Ontology annotation, biological process: ribosomal large subunit biogenesis; cytoplasmic translation. NCBI's taxonomy places the organism in Eukaryota, Metazoa, Chordata, Mammalia, Perissodactyla, Equidae.
UCUUGGAGGCUGUGGAGGUGAGGGAAGCUCCUGCUGCUGAAGUUUGGGGGCAAAUAACUGGGAUGGGCUCAAUCGUAUGCGUCCGCGAGGCCCUGGUGCGGCUCGGAGGCCCUGCCAGUCAAUGAUUUCUGUGGAUUCCAGCAAGAGAGAGGACAGGAUGGAGGAGAUGUGGGACUGAUGGUGCUGGUCCCCUGACGCCCGGAGAACGGGUGCUCCCGUGGUCGGAGUUGCUUCCUGGACCCUAGCGGAGUGGAAUAGGCCUGCCGGAGACAGGACUUCUAAAACGACCAGUAUGUCUGGAAGGCUGUGGUCCAAGGCCAUUUUUGCUGGCUAUAAGCGGGGUCUCCGGAACCAGAGGGAGCACACGGCCCUUCUUAAAAUUGAAGGUGUUUAUGCUCGAGAUGAAACUGAGUUCUAUCUAGGCAAGCGAUGUGCUUAUGUGUACAAAGCAAAGAACAACACAGUGACUCCUGGUGGCAAACCUAACAAAACCAGAGUAAUCUGGGGAAAGGUAACUCGUGCUCAUGGAAACAGUGGCAUGGUUCGUGCCAAAUUCCGAAGUAACCUUCCUGCGAAGGCCAUUGGACACAGAAUCCGUGUGAUGCUGUACCCUUCAAGGAUUUAAACUUAUUGAAAAGUAAAUAAAUAAAAGUAUGGAUUUGUUUUCUUGUA